This is a messenger RNA of Colletotrichum acutatum, 1054 nucleotides long. Its product is annotated as ribosomal protein S12. The coding region runs from base 315 to 854 and encodes 179 amino acids. The transcript is spliced from 2 exons. The record is from RefSeq and is a predicted model, not a curated record. NCBI's taxonomy places the organism in Eukaryota, Fungi, Ascomycota, Sordariomycetes, Glomerellales, Glomerellaceae. Gene Ontology annotation, cellular component: small ribosomal subunit; ribosome. Gene Ontology annotation, molecular function: structural constituent of ribosome. Gene Ontology annotation, biological process: translation.
GUCAGGACCUGAAUUCUUGCAACGGGCAUGUGAUGCACCUCUAAAGCCGCCUAAUGCGAGUCACCUAAGCCGAUGCCGUCCGUGGCCCGAGUUGCAAAGGUCGGAAGUGGGUCCGGGGGACGGAAGACUCUCCUCUGGCCUGAGGCGCCGAAUAUUAUCGUUCAACCCCUUGCGAUAGCCAAUUGACUUAGGUAAGCAAAAAAUCCAGCUUUCAGGGAUUCGAAUGCACACCUAGGUGCCCAGUCGCGACGAUAGCUUCUAGAUCGUGACGACAGCAAUUGGACGCCGAAUACACUCGACACCAAUUGCCCGACAUGGCCAGCACACUCCUCAGAUCCCUCUUCGCCCCGGCGAUGAGGCCAGCGGCAUUCCCCCGCGCCGCCUCCAUACUCACACCGACUGCAAACACCAUCACCACCCCCCUGAUCCGAUCCUUCUCCUCGACGCCCGUACAAAAUGCCACCAUCAUGCAGGUCCUGAGAGGCUGCCACAAGAAGGGCAAGCGCGCCCGUCACGCCGUCUCCCCCGCCCUGUCCGAGAUCAACGCUCCCGCCCUCAAGGGCGUCUGCCUCAAAGUCGGCAUCACCCGCCCCAAGAAGCCCAACUCUGGCCAGCGCAAGACUGCUCGUGUGCGCCUGUCCAACGGCCGUCACGUCACCGCCUACGUCCCCGGCGAGGGCCACAACAUCCAGCAGCACAGCGUCGUCCUCGUCCGCGGCGGCCGCAGUCAGGAUUGUCCCGGUGUGCGGUACCAUCUUGUCCGUGGCGCCCUCGAUCUCGGAGGUGUGGCCAACCGUGCUACUUCCCGGUCCAAGUACGGUACGAUGAAGCCCAAGAAGGCCACUGUUUCUUAAGUUUGGAGGAUGACAUGAGUGGAGGGCGAGGGGAUGGGCGCUGUGGAAGGGAGUAAGAGCGGAAGGGUACUUUUGCCCUUGUUGUGGUGUACGACUAUUAGACACCAUCAGACAUAUCAAGACGUGUACUAUUACAAUGUACAAAAUACCAAAAGAGAUUUCACAAUAUUCAAACAUGUUCAGGAAGAAGUUCAAGUUAA